GAUUGCCCAGGCUAACCUGUAGCUCACACCAAUCCCCCUGCCUUAGCCUCCUAAGUGCUGGGAAUGCAGGUAUAUUUUACCACUGCGGGCUUUGCUCUGCUCCUGAGAGCAAAGUUUUCCAUUGUGCAUUUGUGGGCCCAAGCGGAAAGUCACUUUUCUAUUUUCCUUUUAUUUUUAUAGCAGAAAGGGCUUCUAAGUUCCUGAUGAUCCCAGAAGCAAACACAAAUAGUGGUUUUAAUGCUUUAGUAGGCUAAGACCUAACAGUGGUCUCCCACUCAUCUCCAAAGAGUUAGCAAACUAGGUCUCAUCCUUGUAGUGGUCUCCCACCAAGUAAGACAAAAUGCAUACUAUGCAUACAGUGUUUACUAACACUGUACCUGGGACAAGAUAGGUGUUCUGUAAACGUUAGCUGUAUUAAACAAAUAAAAUAGAAACAAACUGGCUGUACUGCUAACGCUAUUACUCCGCCCUUCCACAACGUAAAACUCUUCGGAGGUGGGAGCCUGUCAGUCCACUUCACAGCAGGCGGACUGGUGCUGCUUGGCACAUGCUGCACUGAAAACGCCCAAAUAGGAUAGGGUUCCCAGCUCAGUCGCUUGAGGGCAAACCCAGAAGUCCUCUAGAUCUCCACCGACCUCCUCCCUCCCCUACUGGGCUGAGGAGUCUGAACCUGAGGGUUGACAACGCGAUCCCAAGAUAACCCCACGGCACUUUGGAACUCGAGCCCUGGAGCCCAGUCCCGCCCGGUCGCCGGGAAGCGGCUCCGCCCCCAGCGCUGGACAUCCCGGCUCCUGAUUGGCUGUGGGCCGGCUUCGUCUCGGGAUGUAUCCGCCGCCGCCAUUGUGCGGCGCUAGUCCGCUCGGAGGGUUCCGGCUGCGGCGGAUUCCGCGGCCUCUCACCCCUACCCGGCGGGUCCGGGACUCCUGUCCGUGUCGGUGCGGGCGCCGGCAUGUGGCUGUGGGAGGAGCAGGGGGGCCUCCUGGGCCCCUUCUCCUUUCUGUUGGUGCUCUUCCUGGUGGUGACGCGCAGCCCCUUCAAUGCCUGCCUCCUCACCGGUAGCCUCUACGUGCUGCUGCGCUUCUUCAGCUUUGAGCCGGUGCCCUCCCGCAGGGUCCUGCAGGUGCUCAAGCCCCGGGACCGCGUUUCGGCCAUCGCCCAUCGCGGUGGCAGCCACGACGCGCCCGAGAACACGCUGGCGGCCAUUCGGCAGGCAGCUAAGAAUGGAGCAACAGGUGUGGAGUUGGACAUCGAGUUUACCUCUGAUGGUGUUCCUGUCUUAAUGCAUGAUAACACAGUAGACAGGACGACAGACGGGACUGGUCGGUUGUGUGAUUUGACAUUUGAACAAAUUAGGAAACUUAAUCCUGCAGCAAAUCACAGACUCAGGAAUGAUUUCCCCGAUGAGAAGAUCCCCACCCUAAGGGAAGCCGUUGCAGAGUGCUUAAACUAUAACCUCACCAUCUUUUUUGAUGUCAAAGGCCAUGCAAAUAUGGCAACUGAUGCUCUCAAGAAGAUAUAUAUGGAAUUUCCACAACUAUACAAUAGUAGCAUGGUCUGCUCAUUCUUGCCAGAAGUUAUCUAUAAGAUGAGACAAACAGAUCAGGGUAUCAUAACAGCACUAACUCAUAGACCUUGGAGCCUGAGCCAUACAGGAGAUGGAAAACCUCGCUAUGAUACUUUCUGGAAGCAGUCCAUGUUUGUGGUAAUGGACAUUUUACUCGAUUGGAGCUUGCAUAAUAUCUUGUGGUACCUGUGUGGAAUUUCAGCUUUCCUCAUGCAGAAGGAUUUUGUAUCCCCGGACUAUCUGAAGAAGUGGUCAGCUAAAGGAGUCCAUGUUGUUGGUUGGACUGUCAACACCUUUGAUGAGAAAAGUUACUAUGAAUCCCACCUUGGUUCCAGUUACAUCACGGAUAGCAUGUUGGAAGAUUGUGCGCCUCAUUUCUAGACUUUCCCUAGGCAAGAAACACAGGUUCAGAAACUGCACAUCAGCCUCAUACAGGGAUAGCAAAGUACCUGUGUGCUAGUCCAACCCUGGAGGGGCCAGUGGCUCACAAGCAAUAGCCAGUAAUUGCAUUCUUUUCUGAAUAAACCAAAAGCAGGUGUUACUGCCAGGCUCCGUAGAAUGCCUGCAUGCAUCAGUGUUGCUCUUGAAAGUCUGGGUCUGAGAAAAGGUACUCCAGCCCCCACUUAGCAACCCUGAGACCCAGUGGGGAUAAGCAGGGUGACUUGUGCCGGUGGGGGUGCAAGUGCAAAUGCAUGGGACUUGCAUGAUCAUUUGGAGUUGACAUUUUAAAACCAUACUUAAGCAGUAUAGUUAUUUCAAAUAUUUGUGUAGAGCUCUGUUAACAGUGUGCUGUAGAUAUCAAACUUGUGACCACACUAAUAAAACAAUUAAAAGGAGCGAGAAAGGAAAAUGCAUAGCAAGCCCCCAUCCUCCCUGCGGCUCCCUAAGUUUGGGAAGCCGCAUGGUGCGAUGCAGUGAAGCCUCAGUGCGCAGCAACCAGAGGGAAGGAGGUGCUGGAAGCAAGUGGAGUAAGAGCUACAAGCCAUCGGGCAGAGCCGAACAUCAGGUUUAUUAGGAAGCUUUACAGCCUCGACAGCAUACAGGUAGAACUGGGAGAAACUUCCAAGGACUCAGUUGAUCUUCAGAUGAGAUGAUGCCAACAUGUGGAUGGAGAGCAGCAGCCUCCAGAACCCCCAGGUGGUGGUAUAGCAAGGCUCUAUCCCAUAAUAACAUGUUUGCUAUAACCCAGGAACUGUAUGAGGGUUUGGCAUGAUCUUACUCAACCUGAGAGGAAACAGGCUCUGCAAAAUGAAGUCACUUCCCUGAGGUAUCAGAGUACAUGGUACAAAUAGGGCUCACAUGUCCCUGGGCCUGACUCACGGCUACUAUCCUUCACCACACACCUCUGUACUCUCCUGUGUGAACACCCAAGGCUUCUGUUUUGAACUUAAGCAGCAGUGUUUAAAAUGAAAUUCAAUUUUUUAAUUUUUAAUUUUUCUUUUUUUUUUUUUUUUUGGUUUCAAGAGUUGAAC
This is a messenger RNA of Octodon degus (degu), 3036 nucleotides long. It is a transcript of the gene Gde1, whose product is annotated as glycerophosphodiester phosphodiesterase 1. Bases 950 to 1945 code for a protein of 331 amino acids. Gene Ontology annotation, biological process: lipid metabolic process. The record is from RefSeq and is a predicted model, not a curated record. Gene Ontology annotation, molecular function: phosphoric diester hydrolase activity. NCBI's taxonomy places the organism in Eukaryota, Metazoa, Chordata, Mammalia, Rodentia, Octodontidae. The transcript has 6 exons.